Messenger RNA from Strongylocentrotus purpuratus (purple sea urchin), 1246 nucleotides. Its product is annotated as very-long-chain 3-oxoacyl-CoA reductase-B. NCBI's taxonomy places the organism in Eukaryota, Metazoa, Echinodermata, Echinoidea, Camarodonta, Strongylocentrotidae. Gene Ontology annotation, molecular function: oxidoreductase activity. Gene Ontology annotation, cellular component: endoplasmic reticulum. The transcript is spliced from 10 exons. The coding region runs from base 90 to 1058 and encodes 322 amino acids. The record is from RefSeq and is a predicted model, not a curated record.
AGCAAUUCAAACACGUUAAAUCGUACGAUCGGUCAGCCUCUUUUUCCUUCGACCGGCGAGAAAUAGAUUAUAGACUCUAGGCCUACAAAAUGAGUUCUUACGUGCCACCCACCGUCGUAAUUAAUAUAUUUGCAGUUAUUGGUGUUAUUGCAGCUUUGAACAAAAUUCUGAGGGUAUUGUGGUCUAUUUUGAAGAAUGUGAAGACGUUUAUUUUGGCGAGACCGCUUGGCCUAGCGACGGACCCCAAACGGCAUGGAAAAUGGGCGGUUGUGACUGGAGCCACUGAUGGAAUUGGAAAAGCUUAUGCUGAACAGCUUGCAGCCAAGGGUCUUAAUAUCUAUCUGCUGAGCCGCUCUCCAGACAAACUCAAGGAUGUUGCAACACAGAUUGAGCAAAGAUACAAGGUGGAGACGAAGACGUUCGCUGUUGAUUUCACCGGAGGAGGGGACAUCUAUCCAUCGAUCGGAGAUCAGCUGACCGGACUGGACAUUGGAGUCCUGGUAAACAACGUUGGCAUGUCGUACAGUUUCCCCCAGUACUUCUGUGAGCUAGCCGAUGCAGAGAAGUUUCUGCCAAACAUCAUCAACAUCAACUGCCUAUCUGUCGUAAUGAUGACCAACCUUGUUUUGCCUGGUAUGGUUGAAAGGAAGAGGGGUAUUAUCAUCAAUGUAUCAUCGGCGUCAGGCAUGAACCCAAGCCCCAUGCUAACGGUCUACUCUGCUACAAAGGUCUUUGUGGACUUCUUCUCGCGAGGGUUAGACGUUGAAUACCGCUCCAAGGGAAUACAAGUACAGUCUGUAAUGCCGUUCUACGUCACAACCAAACUCAGCAAGCUCAGACGCGAAACCAUGACCAUCCCGAGCCCCACGUCCUAUGUGAAGACCGCCCUCGCGACCUUGGGGUCAGGAAAUCGCACCAAUGGCUGCCUUAUGCACAACCUUCAGGGUUGGGUCGUUGGAUCGGUGCCAGACUGGUUAUUGGACAGCGUUCAGAUGUCCAUCCACAGCGCCAUCCGGAAGGUCAGCCUCAAGAGACUAGCAGAGAAGAAAACCAAAUGAUCGCUACCAAACUUAAAGAGAAGGUUGAGUUCUGGGAAGAGGUGAAACAUAAUUUGUGCGUUAUCAUUGUUAUUAAGAAAGUGUGAAAGAACAACGGAUGAAAAAUGUUCUAAGUACGGCAUGUAACAGCAUAAAAAUUGGGAUAGAUUUUUAUGCCACAUGUUCGUGUAGUCCCAUAUACAUCUUUC